AUGGUAGACCGAGGACACCCCAGGCUUUCGGUAGUAAAGCAGUGUCGUCUGUUGCAGCUCAGCCGUUCCGCGGUGUACUACCGGCCGACACCGACUAACCCGGCGGAUCUGGACCUGAUGGCCGGGAUGGACCGGCAGUAUCUGAAGACGCCCUUUUAUGGUUCUCGCAGGAUGACGGCCUGGCUCCGGACUCAGGGGCAUCAGGUCAACCGCAAGCGGGUACGGCGACUGAUGCGGGCAAUGGGGCUGGAAGCCAUCUACCGCAAGCCCAAUACCAGCAAGCCUGCGCCGGAACACAGGAUAUACCCUUACUUGCUGAAAGGAGUGACAGUCGACAGGGUCAAUCAGGUUUGGGCAGCCGACAUCACUUACCUGCCCAUGUCCCGGGGAUUCCUUUACCUCGUGGCUAUUAUGGACUGGCACAGCCGAUACGUGCUGGCCUGGAGGCUCUCCAAUACUCUGGAGGUGGGCUUCUGUAUCGAUGCGCUGAAAGAAGCCUUGAGCAAAGGACAGCCGGAGAUCUUCAACACCGAUCAGGGAAGCCAGUUCACCAGUGAAGCCUUCUGUGGCCUGCUGCUGGAGCGGAGGAUCAAGGUCAGCAUGGAUGGCAAGGGUAGAUACCUGGACAACAUCUUUGUAGAGCGUUUGUGGCGGAGCGUCAAAUACGAGGAGGUAUAUCUGAAAGCUUAUCGCAAUGGUAGUGAAGCCAGGAGAGGAAUUGACGCUUACCUGGACUUGUACAAUCGAGAGCGGCCGCACCAGUCUCUGGGCUAUCGGACUCCGGCUCAGGUGUUUGCAGAAGGAAGGCCACUCAGGUGUUUACCAGAGCAGGCAUCGACGUUAUUAUCUCGUGAGCCAACGUCAGACUUUCCAGCGGGAGUCUCUCUUAACCUGGCCUCUUCGUUGUCCUAA
This is a messenger RNA of Geodia barretti, 912 nucleotides long. NCBI's taxonomy places the organism in Eukaryota, Metazoa, Porifera, Demospongiae, Tetractinellida, Geodiidae. The record is from the annotation of a GenBank genome assembly.